This is a messenger RNA of Botrytis byssoidea, 783 nucleotides long. RefSeq lists its product as uncharacterized. The record is from RefSeq and is a predicted model, not a curated record. Gene Ontology annotation, cellular component: ribosome; mitochondrial small ribosomal subunit. Gene Ontology annotation, biological process: translation; ribosomal small subunit assembly; maturation of SSU-rRNA from tricistronic rRNA transcript (SSU-rRNA, 5.8S rRNA, LSU-rRNA). NCBI's taxonomy places the organism in Eukaryota, Fungi, Ascomycota, Leotiomycetes, Helotiales, Sclerotiniaceae. Gene Ontology annotation, molecular function: mRNA 5'-UTR binding; small ribosomal subunit rRNA binding; structural constituent of ribosome. Bases 1 to 783 code for a protein of 260 amino acids. The transcript has a single exon.
AUGAGUCGAACUCUUUCACGGCGAGUCUUGGCUCAAUCGCCUUUCGCCUCCAUUUCCGAAUCUGCGAAUGCCACUCAAACAUUACCCCUCCGAUGUUUGCGACCUUUUUCAAGUACACCAAAUCAGAAAGCUGAGGGCGACAACAAGCCUCUUCCCGAUUAUGUACCUCACAAUCACUCAACCCUGAAGACCGGUGGAACUGCCGGUCUGCUAGCUAGAGCCAAGGCUGCCAGAUCCUCUUCGCUGAAUCCAAAGGCUACCAGAUCGGCAGCAGCAGGAGGAAACUUGGGCAUAACUAGCGUUUUCAAAGACAUGAUGAUGCUAAAUAAGCAAGAACGAAAGCGACCGGGCUUACUGGAUACGACUCUGCCUUCGGAUGGAAAUUUGAUUGGGGAACGAAUCGUUGAGGAGGAGCCGCAUCACUUUCACGUUUAUGCUACAAGACAUAACACCCAUAUCACACUCACAAGACCAAAUCGCGAACCGAUCAUUUCAUUAUCGUGUGGAAAUAUUGGUUUCAGGCACUCGGGGAGGAAACACUAUGAUUCGGCUUUCCAAUUGGCUUCAUUGGUGAUGACGCAGAUUCAUGAGAGGGCUAUUGGUCGUGAUAUCCACAAGUUGGAGUUAGUUCUGAGAGGAUUUGGUGCGGGGAGAGAGGCUGUUACUAAGGCUCUUUUGGGUACGGAAGGCAGAUGGUUGAGAGGAAAGGUCGUCAAAGUUACAGAUGCUACAAGAUUGAAGUUUGGUGGUACGAGAAGUAAGAAGCCAAGAAGAUUGGGUUAA